UGCAUUUUUACUCAGUCAAUCAGACCCAAGAGUGUAGAAAAAAAAAAAAAAAACUUAAGGUCAAUGUGACCCCGCGGAGAGCGUGAGGGUUAAACUGACACUUGCAUGAAACUAAACCCGAGCUAGACCAGACCUAAACCAGAACGGGACCAAAUCAAAUCUGCAUAGACAAACGAGUCCAAAACCAGGACCAAAACUAGUCCAAAACCAGGACCAAACCAGGACCAAAUCGGGAUCAAAUCAGGACACAUAACGCGGAAGUUGUGAGUCCUGCACGAACUAAAGACUAAAGUGUCUUUUUCCGUCAUUUUCCAACAUGGCAAUCGUAAGCGCACUGUUAAACUGGCUUCCUCGGGUCCUUUCAUUGUCUCUGUGUGUGUUUUUCUUUGCGUUUCUCGGAUAUUGUCUUUACAUCAAAUACCAGCAUCUCAAAUAUGACCACAUCCCUGGACCGCCACGAACCAGUUUUUUCUUGGGCCAUUCUCCAAUUUUGGUGGAAGUGAUGAAAAAGGAUGGAGGCGUUCAGGAAAAGUUUCUAGAAUGGUCAGAGAUAUAUGGACCAGUGUACAGGAUCAACAUACUACAUAAUGUGAUGCUUGGAGUGCACUGCCCAGAGGCUACAAAGGAGAUUCUCAUGUCCCCAGAAUACCCCAAAGAUAAAUUCUUCUUCAAGCGUGUGUCCAAACUUUUUGGUCAAAGGUUUUUGGGGAAUGGUCUUUUGACAGCGCGAGACCACGAGCAGUGGUACAAACAGAGACGCAUCAUGGACCCCGCCUUCAGCAGCCUAUAUCUGAGAGGUUUGACGAGCACCUUUAAUGAGAGAGCAGACAAACUGAUGGAGAAGCUUUCUGAAGAGGCCGAGAACAAAACCGUGGCCAACAUGCUCCAUCUGGUCAACUGCGUCGCACUGGACAUUAUCGCCAAGGUCGCGUUCGGAGUUGAUCUGGACCUGCUUAGGUACUCCUCACCGUUCCCCAGAGCCAUCGAGAUGUGUCUCCAAGGAAUGUGUCACUAUAUCCGAGAUGCAACCUUCGAGUUCAGACCUCAGAACUGGUCGUACAUUAGUGAAGUGAGGAAAGCCUGUGAUCUGCUGCGUUCCACUGGAGCUCAGUGGAUCAAUGAGAGGAAGACGGCCAUGCAAAACGGAGAGGAGGUGCCCAAAGACAUUCUCACACAGAUCAUCAAAUCAGCCGGACAAGAGGAAAGCAUGACCAAGGAGGAUGAAGAGUUUAUGUUGGACAACUUUGUGACCUUCUUUAUCGCAGGCCAGGAGACCACCGCCAAUCAACUCGCCUUUUGUAUCAUGGAACUGGGACGACACCCGGAUAUUUUAGAGAAAGCGAAGAAAGAGGUGGAUGAAGUCAUUGGAAUGAAGAGAGAAAUAAGCUACGACGACCUGGGAAACCUGACGUAUCUCUCACAGGUGCUGAAAGAGACGCUCAGACUGUACCCCACUGCCCCUGGGACGUCCCGUGGUCUGAUUAAAGACACGGUGAUAGGAGGCAUCAAUGUCCCAGCAGGAGUGACAGUUAUGUUCAGCAGCUACACCUGUGGUCGCUUGGAGAAAUUCUUCAAAGAUCCACUGAAGUUUGACCCAGACAGAUUUCAUCCUGAUGCUCCCAAGUAAGAAACACCUUACUUACCUUUU
Boleophthalmus pectinirostris (great blue-spotted mudskipper) is the source of this 1648-nucleotide messenger RNA. Its product is annotated as cholesterol 24-hydroxylase-like. The coding region runs from base 317 to 1627 and encodes 436 amino acids. Lineage: Eukaryota; Metazoa; Chordata; Actinopteri; Gobiiformes; Gobiidae. The transcript is spliced from 13 exons. The record is from RefSeq and is a predicted model, not a curated record. Gene Ontology annotation, biological process: cholesterol catabolic process. Gene Ontology annotation, molecular function: iron ion binding; cholesterol 24-hydroxylase activity; heme binding.